Molecule: messenger RNA, 636 nt
Organism: Cyanidioschyzon merolae strain 10D
Lineage: Eukaryota; Rhodophyta; Bangiophyceae; Cyanidiales; Cyanidiaceae
Product: similar to 8-oxo-dGTPase
Exons: 1
Coding region: 1-636 (211 amino acids)
Biological process (GO): DNA protection
Molecular function (GO): 8-oxo-7,8-dihydroguanosine triphosphate pyrophosphatase activity
Source: RefSeq, a predicted model, not a curated record
AUGGCCGCGGACGUCAACCGUGAACCAUCGUUUGCGUGUAGCGCUUGCGGUGCUUCCCAGACGCUCUUCAAACGCUACACGCUUUGUAUCGGCUACGGGAAUGCGAACGGUACGGAAACUGUUUUACUGGGCUUGAAACAACGAGGCUUUGGUCGAGGCAAGUGGAACGGAUUCGGCGGCAAAGUCGAAGCAGGCGAAAACGUCUGCCAGGCGGCACUCAGAGAGCUCUACGAGGAAGCCGGCGUCCACAUUGUUGCCGAUGGCCAUCCGUCGAGUGCGCGUUGCACCACACCUCGUCAUGAUAUACGGCGCUUCCGAUGGGCUGGUUGUCUGUGCUUUACCUUCGAGGCGAAGUCCAUGCCCAGAAUGCAUGUAGAUGUAUUCAGCGGUUCCAUUUGUGCAUGUCGAGAGCCACGUGCCAGCGAUGAAAUGAUUCCGCAAUGGUACGCGUACUCGCAGAUACCCUACGAGAGCAUGUGGCCAGAUGACGCGAUAUGGUUGCCACUUUUACUUCAGCAGGAUCAGGAGCUGCAUCCUCGAAUUCUAAUCGCGGAGUUCAUUUACAAUGAUGACGCGGAUAACAUUUUGAAAAGCAACGUUCGGCUGUUACCUCGGGAGCAAGCUGGCAUCUUCUAA